AUGUCUUCUCUAGACUGCCAACCUAACGUAGUUGAAACGGAUUCCAGUCCUAACUUUAUCAGGAGUGUCAACGAUGUAGACUCAUCGGACCGUCUACCAUCAGCAAUUUGGGAAUCGGAAUCAAACGCUAAUUUUGCUUGGCUAUUGUCCGAUUCUAGGAGCAAUGAUCCAUGGAAGGAAAGAACAUCACGUAAAAAUGAUCGGUGGAAUUUACCGGUGAAAAACAUACCUCCUCCAGGUCUACCAACUCAAAGGGAAUCUCAUUGGCAGUAUCCGGAGUAUAUGAAAUUUGCGGAGCGCUUGGCCACUUUCUCUGAGUGGCCAAAAUUUUUGAAAGGACCGUCAAAAAAAGAUUUGGCACGAGCAGGGUUUAUUUAUACGGGAUUGGGUGAUAAAGUCACCUGUUUUUCCUGUGGAAUAACUCUGAGGAACUGGGAACCUUUGGACGAUGCUUAUAAUGAACAUAAUCGAUGGUCAAAGAACUGUGUAUAUUCAAAUAUGGUGGCAGGUGUGCCAUCUAGAGGACAGUCAUAA
This is a messenger RNA of Saccostrea echinata, 534 nucleotides long. Its product is annotated as death-associated inhibitor of apoptosis 2-like. The coding region runs from base 1 to 534 and encodes 177 amino acids. The transcript has a single exon. Lineage: Eukaryota; Metazoa; Mollusca; Bivalvia; Ostreida; Ostreidae. The record is from RefSeq and is a predicted model, not a curated record.